Molecule: messenger RNA, 747 nt
Organism: Peronospora farinosa
Lineage: Eukaryota; Oomycota; Peronosporomycetes; Peronosporales; Peronosporaceae
Source: the annotation of a GenBank genome assembly
AUGAUGGUCGAGUCACGCUACACGUCCGUCAUGCGUAGUACACGCAGCGGCAAUUAUUACAACGUACCCAUCUCCACCGUCUCACCCGAGAUGCCCUCAUUCGUCAAUACCGACGGCUCUGAGAGCGAAUCCGUAGCCGCCGCCGCCUGGGGCACCUCCACCAUGCGCCGUGUGCCAGCCGUGAUUAAGCGCCGCGACCUCAACGCCGCACUCGACAGUGUUGCACCUUCGAAGGACCCGCACACUUUCCAACCGGCUUUUGCCUUCGACCUCAAUAAGCUCGUGGCCUCACUUACGAAGGGCUCGACCAGCCCCAGUUACAACUCGUCCUUUACGUUGACAGGUAGUCUUGGAGAGCCCUUGCCUGAGCCAACACCCGAAAUGUCACCGAUAGCAGUGCUACCGGUCAACUCUGAGUCAACGCAGCCUCGCCAGCGUAGACGACGAGGAGCGCUAUCCAGUGAAGCAGAGCUUUCGCGUUCGUACGCGCCCACGUCUGCAGCCCCACCAAACAGCAUCAUCGCGUACAGCCUCAACAAGCGCAAACAAAAGCGACUGGAAGCUAAGGCGUUGGCCGCGGCAUCAGUAAAAGGCAUCAAUUUCGAGGUAGCCGUGGCUGACGUCGACAACGAGCAUCAGCCACAGUACAUGCCACGGUACGUGCCACAGUACCAGUCCAGCGUAACGACACCCAUGUCGUCACGCAACCGCGAGCCUUCGCUGGAUCAGCAGAGCUACGCACUAUAA